ACGUAUGAAAAGUGAAAUAUGUAAUAAAAUGUUUGCUUAAAUGAGAACCUUUAAAACUUAUAAAGCAAUGAUAUAGUCGUUUCAUGCUCUGUUCAGUGCUUCACCUACUCGCGUAAGUAACGUGCGUCAGAAUAUGAUUCAGCUGGAAGAUUUAAUACAAGAUAUUGGCGAAUGUGGUAGAUAUCAAGUUAUUUUAGGGCUUAUUGUCCACUCAAUGAAAUGUGUCGCCUGCUUUAGCACAUUUUUAAUGGUUUAUGGUGCUGUUACACCGGAUUGGUGGUGUGUUCACGAUAUUGGUGGAUUAGCCAACUAUACAUCUGAAGAGAUACCUUCGAAGGCUUGUAGCCUAGGAAACGGAACGGCGCCAUGUACUCAUUUCAAAUUUGAGGACACUGCUCAUACAGUUGUUACCAAGUGGAAUCUUGUGUGUGACAAUGACUGGGUUCCUUCUACUAUUACCUCUUUGCAAAUGGCAGGAGUAUUUGUGGGCAAUGUAGCAUGCGGGCACGUAGCUGAUCUUGUAGGAAGAAAACCACCAUUUUUCCUAGCGUUACUGACACUUAUCAUAUCAAACGUAAUUGCUGCCUUCUCGACGUCAUGGAUAAUGUUUGCCGUUUUACGUUUCUUCAUUGGACUUGGGAUAGGAUUUCAAUUUACUGUACAGUAUAAUAUUGUGUCUGAAUUUACUCUUGCGAGAUGGCGUACAUGGAUUGUUGCGAUGCCGUCCUGGGCUAUAGAGGUUACCAUAUUUGCUUUGGUAUCUUGGCUAGUCAAUGACUGGCAACGUCUUCAUUUCGUGACUGCGGCGAUAGGUGUGCCUUUUCUUGCGGCUUAUUGGUUCGUCCCAGAAAGUUUCAGAUGGUAUGUUAGCCACAAUCGCAUUAAAGAUGCCGAAAAUGUUAUCAAAAGGGUGGCAAGAGUGAACGGAAAACAACCUCCCGACAUGUCUAUAAUUAGCCAAAUGGACAUGUCAGUUACGUCACAACUGAAAGACAGGAAGUAUUCUUUGUUUGAUGUCCUGAAAAACAAGAACUCGCGAAAAUAUACUCUUCUGCUAGCGUUUGUUUGGAUGACACUGGGUUUGGCCGAGUAUGGUAUGCAGUUUGGUCUGUCGGCCCUCUCUGGAAAUAUUUAUAUCAAUAUGUUUGUCAUUGGCUUGAUUGGUAGUCCUGCUCAGCUUAUACAGAUUCCACUCCAAAACAGAUUUGGCCGAAAGAAAACAGCGACACUUUUCUUCGUGAUAUGCGCUGUAUUUGCUUUUGUCGUAGCUAUUACACAUUAUUUCCCAGAGACAAAAGUCCGCAACCAACUUUCCAAUGUUGCCGCUAUAGUGUCUCUCACGGCUAUAAAUGCUUGCUGGUCACCGAUACAGACAUUGACUAUUGAACUAUACCCGACAGUUGUAAGAAAUAUUGGAUACGGAUUCCUAAAUACUAUGGCGAGACUUGGUGCCAUCAUUGGACCUCAGCUUGUUUUCCUAGACACGAAGGUGGCAGGAAUGAUGUACUGGAUCUGUGGCGUUACUGCUGUGGUCUCAAUCUUUGUCCUAUUGCCAAUACCAGAAACACGAGGGGUUGAUCUAACGGACAAACUAAACAAGACUGACCGAGUGAAAGCUGCGAUGGGCAAAACUGUCGAAAUGGAAGUACUUCAUAAAGAAUCAUUUUCCAGUUCUACAGAACUCUGAAAUGUGUAGUUUCAUCACGCAUAUGUACUGUUUUAAUGAGUAAACAUGAGAACUGUU
This is a messenger RNA of Mercenaria mercenaria, 1744 nucleotides long. Its product is annotated as solute carrier family 22 member 21-like. Gene Ontology annotation, molecular function: transmembrane transporter activity. The coding region runs from base 134 to 1687 and encodes 517 amino acids. NCBI's taxonomy places the organism in Eukaryota, Metazoa, Mollusca, Bivalvia, Venerida, Veneridae. Gene Ontology annotation, biological process: transmembrane transport. Gene Ontology annotation, cellular component: membrane. The record is from RefSeq and is a predicted model, not a curated record. The transcript is spliced from 8 exons.